AUGGAUUAUUUUGAUUUUGGUGACGGCUUAUACAAUUUUGAGCAGGAUUUGUUAGAUAUACCAGUAUAUGUGCGCCCUCGAGCAAAAAUACAUAAGCCCAGGGUGAAUCCUCUAGUGAACUAUGAUGCUGUAAAAUUUAGGAAAAAAUACAGAUUUUCCAACGAAAACAUGUUGAAAGUAAUAAAUCUCGUAAAGGAUGACAUAGCUGUGGACACAAGAGGUGGCGGGAUACCUGUCCAUAUUCAAGUAAUGUCUGUGAUUAGGCACUGGGGGCGGCAUGAGAUACAUGAUGACUGCGGAGAAUUGCACGGCGUAAGUCAACCAACUACGUCUCGCUUCUGUAAACGAGUUGGUCGUGCAUUAGCCAGUAAGAGCUCUGAAUUAAAAAAAAUGCCCACAACACUUGCUGAACAGAGUUGUAUACAAAGAGAGUUUGCUGAGCUUUGUCGGUUUCCUCAUGUAAUAGAAGCUAUUGACUGCACUGCACUGGUCAGUAUUUUGUAA
Parnassius apollo (apollo) is the source of this 504-nucleotide messenger RNA. The record is from the annotation of a GenBank genome assembly. NCBI's taxonomy places the organism in Eukaryota, Metazoa, Arthropoda, Insecta, Lepidoptera, Papilionidae.